AUGUUGCAGAUCGUUUCUGAAGCUUUAGAUGUUCAUAUUAAUACAGUCCAUUUAUUGGAGAGUGCCACGAAUCUAGUAAUUAAUUCAACGACUACAGCUGGAAGUACUGGUAGUGAUCUUAAUGGAUAUGCUGUUCACAAUGCUUGUAAAACUUUAGCCGAAAGAUUAAAACCAUAUCAUGAGAAAAUGCCUGAUAAAAGUUUCGAAGAGAUUGUUAAAGCAGCAUAUCAUGAUCGAGUAAAUUUAUCUGCAAAUGGAUUUUACAAAGCUCCCAAUGUUGACGUUGGACAAAUCGAAGGAGGUUUUAUACAAGGCGUUGGUUGGUGUACUAAUGAACAAACAUUACACUUUCCAAAUGGGAAUUUAGAUAUACCCCAAGAUUUCAGGAUAUAUACGUAUGAAGGUGCAAAAACCAAUGUAAAAUCAAUCCAUAGUAGUAAAGGAAUUGGUGAACCACCAUUGCUUUUAGGAAACACUGUAUUUUUUGCUAUUAGGGAUGCUAUUACAGCUGCGAGAUUACCUGCAACACCUGAAAGAAUUCGAAUUGCUUGUGAUGAUAAAAUUGUGAGAAAGUGUAAGGUUGAGAAAAAGGAUGGCGAAGUUCCAUGGAAAAACGUAGUCGUGAAUUCAAGAACAUUUGCGCGUGAAGAAAUGAAAAAUGAUCAUGGUUCAGAGGAACAUCGUAGCUCUGAUGCUAAAGUAGCGCAAAGACCACUUGAUUUACGUUAA
Molecule: messenger RNA, 729 nt
Organism: Dentiscutata erythropus
Lineage: Eukaryota; Fungi; Glomeromycota; Glomeromycetes; Diversisporales; Gigasporaceae
Source: the annotation of a GenBank genome assembly